Molecule: messenger RNA, 1155 nt
Organism: Oncorhynchus kisutch (coho salmon)
Lineage: Eukaryota; Metazoa; Chordata; Actinopteri; Salmoniformes; Salmonidae
Product: proline-rich protein 2-like
Exons: 4
Coding region: 1-1155 (384 amino acids)
Source: RefSeq, a predicted model, not a curated record
AUGAGAUUUGGAGAUCUGGUGAGCCAGCCCCUGGGGUUACUGGCUGCGGCUGCCUCAGCCACCACCCCAGCCUCGGCAACCUCCUCAGCCUCAGCAACCUCCCCAGCCUCUGCAACCUCCCCAGUCUCUGCAACCCCCCCAGCCUCAGCAACCUCCCAGUCUCUGCAACCUCCCCAGCCUCUGCAACCUCCCCAGCCUCUGCAACCUCCCCAGCCUCCGCAACCUCAGCCACCACCCCAGCCUCAGCCACCACCUCAGCCUCAGCAACCCCCCCAGCCUCAGCAACCUCCCCAGCCUCAGCAACCUCCCCAGCCUCAGCAACCUCGCCAGCCUCAGCAACCGCCCCAGCCUCAGCAACCUCAGCAGCCUUCACACUGGCCUCAGCACCCCCCCCCCCCCAGCCUCAGCAACCCCCACCCCCAGCCUCAGCAACCUCAGCAACCUCCCCAGCCUCAGCAACCUCCCCAGCCUCCCCAGCCUCAGCAACCUCAACAGCCUCCCCAGCCUCAGCAAUCUCAACAACUUCCCCAGCCUCAGCAACAUCCCCAGCCCCCCCAGCCUCUGCAGUCUCCCCAGCCUCCCCAGACUAGGCAACCUCCCCAGCCUCAGCAACCUCCUCAGCCUCUGCAAUCUCCUCAGCCUCAGCAACCUCCUCAGCCUCAGCAACCUCCUCAGCCUCAGCAACCUCCCCAGACUAGGCAUCCUCCCCAGCCUCAGCAACCUCCUCAGCCUCUGCAACCUCCUCAGCCUCAGCAACCUCCCCAUCCUCAGCAACCUCCCCAGCCUCAGCAACCUCCCCAGACUCAGCAACCCCCCCAUCCUCAGCAACCCCCCCAGCCUCAGCAACUGCCCCAGCCUCAGCAACCACCCCAGCCUCAGCAACCCCCCCAGCCUCAGCAACCCCCCCAGCCUCAGCAACACCCCCAGCCUCAGCAACCGCCCCAGCCUCAGCAACCUCAGCAACAACCCCAGCCUCACCAGCCUCAGCAACCUCAGCAACCUCCCCAGCCCCCCCAGCCUCUGCAGUCUCCCCAGCCUCAGCAACCUCCCCAGCCCCCCCAGCCUCUGCAGUCUCCCCAGCCUCAGCAACCCCCCCAGCCUCAGCAACAACCCCAGUCUCACCAGCCUCAGCAAUCUCAGCAGCCUUCAUGUUAA